AUGGGUACUGGGAGAAGAGGAUCAGCACUGGGAAUAAUAUGGGUGUGUCUCGUCCAAGGAUUAAUUAUGGCGAGCGCAGAUUUCAAUUACAGGGAAGCGCUUUCCAAGUCCAUUAUUUUCCUAGAGGCUCAGAGGUCUGGCAAGCUCCCCCCUAACAACCGGCUCCCAUGGAGAGGCGACUCAGCCCUCGACGAUGGCAAACUCGCCAAUGUGGAUCUGGUAGGGGGAUACUAUGACGCAGGGGACAACGUGAAGUAUGGGCUGCCAAUGGCGUUCACAAUCACGACGCUGUCGUGGGCUGCCUUGUUUUACAAGCCGCAGCUAGAAGCCGCCGGCGAGUUGAACAACGUCCAUUCCGCCAUCCGCUGGGGUACCGACUAUUUCCUCAAAGCUGCUUCCCGACGUAACCGCCUCUACGUCCAGGUGGGGGACCCAGUAGCGGAUCAUCAGUGUUGGAUUCGGCCGGAGAACAUGCAGACCCCAAGGACUGUUCUGACGAUUGACGAGAAUACACCGGGGUCGGAGAUUGCCGCCGAGACUUCUGCCGCAUUGGCAGCUGCUUCCAUUGUCUUCAGAAGCAGCGAUAGUGCCUAUUCCCGCGGUCUGCUCAACAAAGCCAAACUGCUUUUCGAGUUUGCCAAAUCACAUAAAGGAACCUACGACGGAGAAUGUCCCUUCUAUUGCUCUUACUCCGGUUUCAAUGAUGAGCUGCUGUGGGCAGCGUCGUGGCUGUACAAGGCAACCAGGAGGCCGCUCUACCUGAAGUACAUAAAAGAGGAAUCCAUCAGCGCUAGCGUUGCAGAGUUCAGCUGGGAUCUCAAGUACGCCGGCGCCCAAGUCCUUCUCUCCGGCUUGUUGUUUGAAGGAGAAAAGGAUUUAGAGAGGUUCAAGACGCAGGCGGACAGCUUCGUGUGCUCGGUGCUGCCGGAGAGUCCCUUCCACCAGAUAUACGUGUCGCCGGGCGGGUUGAUUCACCUCAGAGACGGCGCUAACACCCAGUACGUCACCGGCACCGCCUUCCUCUUCGCCAUCUACAGCGACCUCCUCGCUUCCAACCGCCAAACCGUCUCCUGCGGUUCCCAACAGUUCUACCCCACCCACCUCAUGUCCUUCGCCAAGCAGCAGAUGGAUUAUUUGCUGGGGAAAAAUCCGGCGGGGAGAUCAUACAUGGUGGGAUUCGGGAAGAACCCGCCGACGCAGCCGCACCACAGAGGAGCCUCCGUGAUCAGUGACUUGCCGCAAGGGUCGCCGGUGAGCUGCGCCCUGAGCUUCGUCUACUGGUACAAUACGAACCAGCCAAACCCUAACGAGCUCACCGGGGCCAUCGUCGGCGGCCCCGACCGGUACGACAACUUCGACGACAAACGGUGGGAUUCCCCCAAGCUCGAACCCUGCACCUACAUUAAUUCCCUCGCAGUCGGCGUUCUCGCCAAGCUCGCAUCCCUCCCCAUCUAA
Molecule: messenger RNA, 1455 nt
Organism: Malania oleifera
Lineage: Eukaryota; Viridiplantae; Streptophyta; Magnoliopsida; Santalales; Ximeniaceae
Product: endoglucanase 16
Exons: 7
Coding region: 1-1455 (484 amino acids)
Biological process (GO): carbohydrate metabolic process
Molecular function (GO): hydrolase activity, hydrolyzing O-glycosyl compounds
Source: RefSeq, a predicted model, not a curated record